Messenger RNA from Geodia barretti, 321 nucleotides. Lineage: Eukaryota; Metazoa; Porifera; Demospongiae; Tetractinellida; Geodiidae. The record is from the annotation of a GenBank genome assembly.
AUGGACUACGAAAAAAUACAAGACGCCAUAAGAUCGGUGCUGGUAGCAAUAGGAGAAGACCCGCACCGUGAAGGUUUGGCGGACACUCCCCGCCGCAUUGCCGAAAUGUACGGCGAACUCUUCUCCGGCAUCGGCAAAGACCCCGCAAGCGUACUCACAACCGGCUUCGACGAGGGCUACGACGAAACCGUAAUCCUGCGCGAUGUCCCUUUCCACUCCAUCUGCGAGCACCAUUUUCUGCCGUUCUUCGGCACCGCACACAUAGCCUACAUGCCCACUGGGCGAGUCGCCGGGCGCAUCCAAGUUGGCGCGCGCCCUUGA